UUAAUAGUUGUGUUGAUGAUAAACAAGUGAACUCGUGUAUGACGUGCAGCGUGCCGAUUAUUGAAGUGAGAAUAAAGUUGUUUGUUAUGAAGUGAUUGAGAUUUAUCAUUGCGAUUUACAAGAAAGGAAAGAAAAGAUACAGAAUCCAAGAUGUCUUUAACUAAGAUGACAGUAGAAAGACCCAAGAUCGAAGACCGCAACUUUACAAAGCCGUUGAUGUGCGGUCCCGGUCCGUGUGACAUAACCCCAGCGGUCAGCGAGGCUCUCACCAGGCCCGUCGUAUCCGCCAUGUGUGAUGAGUACUUUAACGCAAUGGACGACAUAAGAGCCGGACUACAGUACCUCUUCCAGACGCGAAGCAAGUUGGUGCUGGCCAUUAGCGGUUCAGGGCAUGCCGGCAUGGAGACUGUCAUCUGCAACUUGUUGUCCCCCAGGGACACCCUGCUGAUUGCCAGCAGGGGCAUCUGGGAUGAGCGCGCGAAGAUCAUUAGUACACGAUACGGUAUCAAGGCAAUACCGAUGCAGAUACCGUUCACCGCGACAUUCUCGUUGGACCAGAUCGAAGCUGGGUUGAAGAAGUACCGACCGACGGCCCUGUUCAUCACACACGGCGACUCCUCCACGGGCACCGUACAGAACUUGGAGGGCAUAGGCGACCUCUGUCAGAAAUACGGUGCUUUUCUUCUAGUGGACACCGUGGUGUCCAUAGGCGGUGUACCGUUCUUCAUGGACGCGUGGAAAGUGGACGCCGUGUACACUUCCAGUCAAAAAGCGUUAAGCGCUCCCGCUGGAAUCACGCCUGUUGCCUUCAGCGCUAGAGCUGAGGAGAGAAUAAACAAGAGGGAACACGAGCCGCCGUUCUACUUCGACGUGAAAAUACUGGCGCAGCAGUGGAACUGCCACGGUAACACUAGAUUAUACCAUCACACCUUAAGUCCACCUCUGGUUUGGGCUCUCCGGUGCAGCUUGAAGGAAAUUUCAGAGGAAACUCUGGAAAAGAGUUGGGAGCGUCACACGAACACCAUGGUCCAUUUCCACAAGCGUCUCCAGGAGAUGGGCUUUAAGUUCCUCAUUCCGAAGCCGGAAGACCGUCUACCGACCGUCACGACCGUGGUCUUACCACCAGGGUACGAUUAUCUGGCCUUCGUCAAGUACAUGGUGAAGAAACACAACAUCCUGAUAUUUGCCGGUCUGGGGCCCACCAAAGGCAAGGCUCUACGUAUCGGCACCAUGGGUAUCAAUUCCACCAUACAAGUAGCAGACGCUUUAGCAGAUGCUAUGACGGAUACUCUGAAGAAUCUCACCAAAUCAUCUCUGUAGUUUUUUAAGUCUUAAGAAAACAUAGAUUAUGGUGGAAAUGUAGCGUUUGCUAGUAGUGUAUGUAGUAUAUAUUAGUCUGUAUUAGUGUGUAUUAGUCUGUAGAUAAGCUGUUAUGUUAUGUUUAAUAUUAGUCUGUAGAUAAGCUGUUAUGUUUAAUAAUUACUAUUGGUUAUAACUUAUAACUUUGUUAAUAAAAUCGGGGCUGUUAAA
Messenger RNA from Aricia agestis (brown argus), 1530 nucleotides. Its product is annotated as serine--pyruvate aminotransferase, mitochondrial-like. Gene Ontology annotation, molecular function: L-alanine:glyoxylate transaminase activity; L-serine:pyruvate transaminase activity. Gene Ontology annotation, cellular component: peroxisome. The record is from RefSeq and is a predicted model, not a curated record. Bases 151 to 1320 code for a protein of 389 amino acids. NCBI's taxonomy places the organism in Eukaryota, Metazoa, Arthropoda, Insecta, Lepidoptera, Lycaenidae. The transcript has 8 exons.